This is a messenger RNA of Suricata suricatta (meerkat), 3171 nucleotides long. It is a transcript of the gene ADAMTS5, whose product is annotated as ADAM metallopeptidase with thrombospondin type 1 motif 5. The coding region runs from base 1 to 2730 and encodes 909 amino acids. Gene Ontology annotation, biological process: proteolysis; extracellular matrix organization. Lineage: Eukaryota; Metazoa; Chordata; Mammalia; Carnivora; Herpestidae. Gene Ontology annotation, molecular function: metalloendopeptidase activity; zinc ion binding. The transcript is spliced from 10 exons. The record is from RefSeq and is a predicted model, not a curated record.
AUGGCAUGCCGCUAUAAAUUCAUUGUUCCACCUCCUCGCAUCUUCACAGCGCUCGCGCUGCUCUCCGCGCUCGCAGCGCACGAAUCCAAACAUUUUGCAAACCAACAAAGAAAAGUUCGCACGCUGGCACGGAGGCCGGGACCGGCUGGCGCUGCCGCCAGGUCCUCCUCCCUCCGACACUUGACUCAACCUUGCAAGGGCUCCCUCGUCUACGCGGGCGGACGGAGGUUCCUCCUGGAUCUGGAGCGAGAUGGCUCGGUGGGCGCCGCUGGCUUUGCGCCUGCAGGACGCGGCCCCAGCGGAACCCAGCGCCACCGGGACCACUGCUUCUACCGCGGCACGGUGGACGGCAGCCCCCGCUCCCUGGCUGUCUUUGACCUCUGUGGGGGUCUCGACGGCUUCUUCGCGGUUAAGCACGCGCGCUACACCCUGAAGCCGCUGCUGCGCGGGCCCUGGGCCGAGGCAGAGGCCGGGCGAGUGUACGGAGAUGGGUCCGCGCGGAUCCUGCAAGUCUAUACCCGCGAGGGCUUCAGCUUUGAGGCCUUGCCGCCGCGCACUAGCUGCGAGACUCCCGCGUCCCCGCCGGGGCCUCGCGAGCGCCCCCCGGCGCGCGGCAGCCCAGACCCACGCUGGGAGCCGGCCCCGCAGUUCCUGGACCAGACGGCUCCCUCCUCCGGGGGCACCCAGGGACCCCAGACGUGGUGGCGGCGGCGGCGCCGCUCCAUCUCCCGGGCCCGCCAGGUGGAGCUUCUCCUGGUGGCUGACGCGUCCAUGGCGCGGAUGUACGGCCGGGGCCUGCAGCAUUACUUGCUGACCCUGGCCUCCAUCGCCAACAGGCUGUACAGCCACGCCAGCAUCGAGAACCACAUCCGCCUGGUCGUGGUGAAGGUGGUGGUGCUGGGCGACAAGGACAAGAGCCUGGAGGUGAGCAAGAACGCGGCCACCACGCUCAAGAACUUUUGCAAGUGGCAGCACCAGCACAACCAGCUGGAGGAUGACCACGAGGAGCACUACGACGCGGCCAUCCUGUUCACCCGGGAGGAUUUAUGUGGGCAUCAUUCAUGUGACACCCUGGGAAUGGCAGACGUUGGGACCAUAUGUUCCCCAGAGCGCAGCUGUGCUGUGAUUGAAGAUGAUGGCCUCCAUGCAGCUUUCACCGUGGCUCAUGAAAUUGGACAUCUACUUGGCCUCUCCCAUGAUGAUUCCAAAUUCUGUGAAGAGAACUUUGGUUCCACAGAAGAUAAGCGCUUAAUGUCUUCCAUCCUAACCAGCAUUGAUGCAUCCAAGCCCUGGUCCAAGUGCACAUCAGCCACCAUCACAGAAUUCCUGGAUGAUGGCCAUGGUAACUGUUUGCUAGAUCUCCCACGCAAGCAGAUACUGGGCCCUGAAGAACUCCCCGGACAGACGUAUGAUGCCACCCAGCAGUGCAACCUGACAUUUGGGCCUGAGUACUCGGUGUGUCCUGGCAUGGACGUGUGCGCUCGCCUGUGGUGCGCCGUGGUGCGCCAGGGCCAGAUGGUGUGUCUGACCAAGAAGCUGCCAGCCGUGGAAGGGACACCAUGUGGGAAAGGGAGGAUCUGCCUGCAGGGCAAGUGUGUGGACAAGACCAAGAAAAAGUAUUAUUCAACAUCAAGCCACGGCAACUGGGGAUCUUGGGGGCCCUGGGGCCAGUGUUCUCGCUCCUGUGGGGGAGGAGUACAGUUUGCCUAUCGCCAUUGCAAUAACCCCGCCCCCAGGAACAGUGGUCGCUACUGCACCGGGAAGAGGGCCAUCUACCGCUCCUGCAGCGUCACACCCUGCCCACCCAACGGGAAAUCUUUUCGCCAUGAACAGUGUGAGGCCAAAAAUGGAUAUCAGUCUGACGCAAAAGGGGUCAAGACCUUUGUGGAAUGGGUUCCCAAGUACGCAGGCGUCCUGCUGGGGGAUGUGUGCAAACUGACCUGCAGGGCUAAGGGCACUGGCUACUACGUGGUGUUUUCUCCAAAGGUGACGGAUGGGACCGAAUGCAGGCCAUACAGUAACUCCGUGUGCGUCCGGGGGAAAUGUGUCCGGACUGGCUGUGAUGGCAUCAUCGGCUCCAAGCUGCAGUAUGACAAGUGCGCAGUGUGCGGGGGAGACAACUCCAGUUGCACCAAGGUGGUCGGGACCUUCAAUAAAAAAAGUAAGGGUUACACUGACGUGGUGAGGAUCCCCGAAGGGGCAACCCACAUAAAAGUUCGACAGUUCAAAGCCAAAGACCAGACUCGGUUCAGUGCCUACUUAGCCCUGAAGAAGAAAAACGGUGAGUACCUUAUCAAUGGGAAGUACAUGAUCUCCACCUCGGAAACCAUCAUCGACAUCAACGGAACAGUCAUGAACUACAGUGGGUGGAGCCACAGGGAUGACUUCUUGCAUGGGAUGGGUUACUCAGCCACGAAGGAAAUUCUAAUAGUGCAAAUUCUGGCAACAGAUCCAACGAAAGCAUUAGAUGUCCGUUACAGUUUUUUUGUCCCCAAGAAAUCCACCCAAAAAGUAAACUCUGUCACCAGCCACAGCAGCAAUAAAGUGGGACCACACACUCCACAACUGCAGUGGGUGACAGGCCCCUGGCUCGCCUGUUCCAGGACCUGUGACACGGGCUGGCACACCAGGACGGUCCAGUGCCAGGAUGCAAACCGGAAAUUAGCGAAAGGAUGCCUUCUCUCCCAAAGGCCUUCUGCAUUUAAACAAUGUUUGCUAAAGAAAUGUUAGCCUGUGGUCAUGAGCUUAUGCCGAAAUAAGUGGAUGAAUCGUCACUGAUCAGUCAUGGCGAAUGGUGGUGAUCAGUCGUGGUCAACGAGAGGUCUACCUGAAGCAGAGAAGUCACGCUUCAGUGUUGUUGUCAACAGGAGUCUAAUUAUGGGCAGAAUCUGCUCUCUGUGACCAAAUGAAGAUGUGCACUGCUUCGUGUGACAGUGGUGACCUUGGAAUACAGAAAAACCUGGGAGUUAUUGAACAUCCCCUGGGCUACAAGAAUGAAAAAAUACUGGUGAAUGUAGAAUCAGGGGACAUUUGAAGAUGGCAGAACAGUCUCCCCUUGUCACCUACCUCUUAUACAAUGUCUUCAAAGGCAUAAUCAUUUUCAUCCAUAAUACACAGUAGCUUAUUUUUACUGUUUGUAAAACAUUCUCCCUUGGUAUGUCACUUUAUAUC